Molecule: messenger RNA, 7322 nt
Organism: Colletes gigas
Lineage: Eukaryota; Metazoa; Arthropoda; Insecta; Hymenoptera; Colletidae
Exons: 14
Coding region: 1259-4273 (1004 amino acids)
Biological process (GO): signaling
Cellular component (GO): postsynaptic specialization; glutamatergic synapse
Molecular function (GO): molecular adaptor activity
Source: RefSeq, a predicted model, not a curated record
UACGUCAAAGCCGGUAGUGAAUCUCUGCGGGCCGCAGUGCGAGGUUCAGGCCGCGGAAACACGUUCCAACAGUGCAAAACACGUAUCCGUAACUUUCUGCUUUUUCGCCCUUUUGCUCGCACGCGUCUGACUGUGUGUCUAUCGAUUCGUCACUAGUCUCGUUAACUCUUCGUGGCGCAAGAAUCGCAUGGCUUUGACACAUUUCGUGAAUAGAAAGGGCAAAAGGGAAAGAUUUCUCAAAGGAAACAAUCAUUAGCAACAAUAGCCACCGUGAAAAUGUGCUACACUCGUGAGAUGUGGAACAAGUGGUCACCGAUGCUAAUUAUUGCCUUCGAAUGGACGUUUUAUAGGAAAUUGAGGCCGUCGGUUUGCAACUUGGCAGCGAUUCAGGUCGGAGAUGCGUCGCGAGUGAAAUUGCACAAACCAGAACACGAACUGCAGAAACCACUUGCGGGCGAAAAGGAGAGAGAAAAGCUUGUAUAGAUACGAUAAAUAAUUCCGUACAAGUUCCCUGGGACUGUACACACUGUAAAUAGGCGGACUAUUUUUCGACGGAACGUCGCAACGCCAAAGUUUUUAUACCAAACUAGAAUCUAUAUAUUUGCGGACCUUUUUGUCGAUAUUUAUUCUACGAGAAAUAUUUUUACGACGAACGAGAAGCGAGUGAAAAAAAUUAGUGACUAUAUUCAGCGAUAAGACGUGCUAGGAAACGUGGAAUUUUCAUCGACGACGAUUUCUUCGCGAUCGCGAAGAUCCAAACGGUUCGAUCGAUCGUCGCGUGCAUCGGCGAAACAUCAGACGCGAUCGUGCUCGCCGGACACAAGCGCGAUCGUAGUGGAAUGAACGAAUGUGAUCGAGUAAUCGAGCACGUAUUUCGUGAAUCACCGAGGACUCGCGAGAUUCCUCCGUGUGGUUGCGUGUGCCAAACGCUCCGAAGAAACGACCGUUAUGACGCGGACUACAGAAGCGAGAGGACUACCGAUUGAAGUAACACGGGAGGAUUCCACGACUAUUUUAAGAACGCCGGCGAUCAUAGUUUGUGAGAGAAAACUGGUAAACCGACGAGCCGCCAGACACGUAGGCGUCAAUAGUCGAUGAUAGCUCAACUAAAGAAACGUUGGGAGGAAGAAACGGGGCCCCCAAGUCGCGCGGCUUGGUGUAAAUUUUCUGUCAGUAUUUUAUUCAUGAUCGGGAAGUGCUAUUUGCCCGUGUAACAGACCAUAAAUUAAAUAAUCGAGUGAGAAAACAAAAUAAAAACAUGGAGGGAAGGCCGAAAAUCGAGAUUGUCCGAGUGCCUUCGAACGAACAUGGACAAUUCCGGUCCCCGGACGGUGUCUAUGGCGGAUACAGCCAUGUUCGCGUGGGCGCGUAUUGCCCGGAACCGGAAGUCAAAGUGGUGGUUUGCGACAGCAAACCGCCGAUCGAACAGUCACGGAAAUGUAAGAGAAACUUGGGACCAGUCUCGAAACUACUAAGACGUCGUCAUCAUGCGACAUAUCUCGCCACAAAAUCCUGUGAUAACAUUUAUAGCGUAAAUAGAAGUAGUUGUUCCUUGAACUGGAAGGUCAGUCAGUCUGUGAACGAUCAUGGCUUUCAAUCCCGACAAAGCAGCAGUCUGGAUUGGCGAGUUGGACGAACCGUUAAUAAACUACAUUGGAGAGACACGACCCGCAGCGCUGAACAGCUUUCGAGAAGUGGACCGAUCGGUUCGGAUCAUCUUCAGACACCCAGUACAAAAUCAAAGCUCAUUUCGCUGCUUCGACGACUUUCCCCACGGCUUUCGCGACCUGGCAGUAAGAAUACCUUGCAAGCAUCGCCAACGAUCUGCCCGUGGGUACAGGUUGAGUACUCAUCGGAGUCGAUUAAUGAUGGAGUACGCGAAGAUUCCCAAGAAAGCGACGCAAGCUUUCAAAGGGAAUUGCAGAUGAACGAACUGAAGAAACGCAUGGCCGGAAUCCCCACCACGUCUCAGGUUACCGCGAAAGUCAGUAGGGAUGGCAAGGAACAACAAAGCUCGUCACAGCCUAGGAUACAAGUGCAACAACCUGAAAACGACUGUAAUAACGCCUGCAAAUCUGUGCACGAGGACCGCGGGGACGAGGAUCGUCGACGAGCCAGCGGGCAAACACGUGGUGGCGGUGAGGUAGCGGGCCUAGAAGACAUCGGCGACUUUUGCGCCGCGACGCUGACGCCGUCGGUCCCAGGCGCCGGCGGCAUCAGGUCAAAUCGCCGUACGAGGCCGCUUUCCCUCGCGGUGCAACCUCUUAAUUACCGUCGCCUCGAUCCGGAUCCGAAAAUCGCAACCGACACCGUCUCCAGCCAUCAUCCUAACAUGACUAGCCAGGAGAGCAUCGGCAGCUGCAGCCUGGACGUCGACCAGUCCGCGUCCGACCGAUCAGAGAUCACCGUAGACUCUAUAUCGAAGAAGACUCUGCACAGCCUGAAUCUAUCGUGCAACGGUGACUCCAUAUCUUCUCCCGGGAAUCUGGCAAACGGCAGCAGCGAGACGCUGCAAAAGUCCCACCUGACACCGGAUGAGAAAUUGAACGUCAGCAAUGGUCAUCGAGGCAGCCCCGAGCCAGACCAGCUGACAGUGAAGAAACCGAGUUAUUUGGGCCUGGCCUGUAGCAUCAGCGGCUAUUCGGGAAUCAAUAGGUACGACAGCAAGCUGAGAGAAGGGUUUCGAUCGAGGGACAACAGUCCUGGGGCGAGGCUGAUCACGAGAGACACCAGCCCAGCAGGUUUCAGAUCGAACGAGAACCUCAACGUGCCGGCGCAUUCCUAUCCGCCCAAGAGUCAGUCGAUCUCGCCGUUAGCGAUGGACAGACAAAACGGUUUCUCGAACGGUUUGAAGGAGGAGUGCAAAGUAGAGGCCUACAGGGAGUCCAGAAGCUCCAUUAGUAUUUGUCAGGGUUACUCGGAGGUCGACAAAGGCGUCAUGCAUUCGCAGUUCUCGGACAUCAGUCCAAUUCGAUCCAACACACCCGCGAAACGCAACCCCGGGAUGUCGCAGAUGAUGUCCUGUAGUCGACAGAACAAAACGUUCUCGUCCCAUUUGUCAGCAUCGUCUCCAAAGCAAGCUACUGUCAAUAUUUCGAAUAGUUCGUUUAGCGAAACGAGUAUAUUAAACGGAUCGGCAGAGGUGGAUAGCCAGGUUUUAAAUAGUUCGUCGAACAGCGAGAAAUCGUUCAUUCAGCAACGAGUGGAACGGCUCUACGGCCCCGGGGCACUCGCCCAGGGCUUUUUCUUCAAACGCAGCACCAGCAGACUGAACGACAGCAACAAUAGCUUCAACAAGUCGAGCAACAACAACGACGUCUCGGCGGACAACGCGAACACGGAGGAGUCCCUGAAGAAUCUGCCGGUGAUGAGACAUUUGAGACCAGAGUUUCGAGCUCAACUCCCGGUGGUCAGCCCUAGGAGACCCACGGACGGUUCGGAACAAAUCCUAAAGCCAUUACAAAGGGUAACACCAGUUUCGCAAAAGGCCGAUCAGAAACCAAAAAUACUGACGCCUUUGAACUUAGACAGAAGCAUCGCGGAAAGCAAAACGCAGAAGUUGAAUUCUAGCACGGCCAGCAUUCCGGAUCAGCAGCCGGCUGCACCAAAGGUUGUCUUACCUGUCCUAGAGCCGAGCGCCAGCUCGACGAACGUGGCCAAGCAGGCUCAGGAGGCUGAAAAAGACGAGGAAAAGGACGGGCAUUACUUCCUGAAACUCCUUAAACAGGAAACAGACAGGCUUCUCUCGUUGGCUGCGUCAACGGAAGCGGAGCUGACCAACAGCGAUAGUGUUGCACUUCCGGAAGAGGCAGCUGGCAAACUGCGUUCGGUCGCUGGCAAGGCCAGGUUACUCGCUUCCCAAAAGAUGCAGCAGUUCGAGGGGCUCUGCCAGAAAAACAUCAACCAGGUACCGGGCGAAGAGUUUCCAACGACCAACGAGGAUCUGGCUGGCUUCUGGGACAUGGUGAUGCUGCAGGUGGUGCAAGUAAACGAGCUCUUCAAUCAGAUCGAAAAGUUACGAAAUUCUCAGUGGCAAGAGACCGUGCCAGAGAAGAAAUCGGUCGUCGCUGGAGCACAGAACGGCAGCACGACAAAGCGUCGCGUCACGCCCAUCCACAAACCAAAAUCUACGGCCAACAGCGAGGCUAACAAGAAGGCGAGAGAGGCGAGAGAACAGGCUCGAAGGCAGCUGAUCGAGGAACGGAGGCGCGCGAUGCGCUCUAACGCGCAAAAUUCCGAGAAUACCGUAAAGAUCUUUGCCCCUGACACGUAACGAUAAAAAGGGCCGGUAAAUCUCGAGCGAUCGGCGACGCUCUGUCUCGAGCCGGAUAAAAAACGCGGUAUUUUUUAUGGAUUGUCUUGUACGCUCGAAUUUCGAGGCAUCGGACGCGCGGUUCUCGAAGCUUUUCGAAACGUCGUUCACGUCGCGCGCUUAAAGGUAUUUACCGAAUCGACGGUGUUGUAAUUCUCCGACGAAUAGUAUUAUGAGAGGACGUGCGAUCACGUCCGCCAGUUAGAGCGUUUCGUUGCGUAAAGUGCUGAAAAUUAUGCGUCAGAACAUUACAUAGGAAGCUGACUUACAAACAAUUAUCGAUGUGCUUCGACUACAAUCAGACGCGCUUCUCGACGAUGAUAGAAUCGAGCGUUUCGCCUAUAGUGGGGCACCACAAUUUUAUCGAACACGGUAUACGAUGUGUUCUGCUAGAAAUCAGGGCAAUUUUAUUAUUUGUUUUCAGUCUUCGGGAUCACAAGUAUUUUUUGCGCAAAAACAAGUAUUUUCUUCUUUUAUUAACGUUAAAUUAAUCUUAACCAUUUUUUGUCCACAGUGUAUUUAGCAUUUACAUUUCUAAUGGGACACCUCGUAUAUGCGACAGAUAUCGAAUUGACGUUAUCACGAAUUUUUAGGGAUUGUCUUUACAGUUUGGAAUAAUUUCUAUUUUAUUACGGUGUUCUCGACUCACGCUCCACACACCUUCGUUCUCCUUCGAUUUUCACGCUGUGAUGUUUCGUGUUAAUCUUGUUACGUUUUAAUAUCGAUUUACGGUACCGUUCGAUUUUGUACGAUAUUUAUAAUGUUCAUUUCAUGGAACGGAAUAGCACAGUAACGUUGAACACUCUUCGACUCUCUGUUUCGUGGUUUCCUUCGUGUAGUGUAUCGUGUCACGAGAAUGGUUCGCGGUUGUUCGUGAACGACCAGCGAAAGGGACGUAGCAAAAAAGUUGAAUUAUCAAAGAGAAUCGUAGACUCUAAAUCGUAAUAGUGAAAAGCAUGGAAAUCGGCGCGUGUUCAGACACAUCGAGUUAUUAAUUAGAUGGCCGCGUCUUAUUUGGUUCGACAAACUCUAAUUCAAUGAAGAAUCAUCCAUCACUGUGGUUUAAAAAUAGCUACAUAUAAAUAUGAACGAUUCGAUCAUGCAUUGUUUGAGCAAGCCCUCACCAGUAAAAUACAUAGAAUAAAUAUCAAUUAAAUAAGAAGAAUUUUAAGAUUAACUUAACAAGUAACAGUUUUAACUACAGUGACGGUUAACAAUCAUUGAAUUACAGUUUGUUGAAUCAAACAAGACGCGGCCAUCUAAUUAAUAACUUAUUGUGUUCGAGCACGCGCUGAGUUUCUUACUCGACGUAUUGGUGUUUACGUGCUGAUGUGAUUUCGAUUCCGUGCGUGUUGAAAAAAAAAAAGUUUUCGACACGUCGUUUCGUUCCGCAAGUUCGCGGAAACACGCGCAGCAGCCCGCGUUAUUUAUUGACUGUUGAUUCCCUUGGUGCCUUGAUUAAUUUAUACGUGUGUACAUAAAACGACUGACAGCCGGCGAUCAGGCGCGACAAGGCGUCCAUUAUCGUCGUAAUUGAGAAUAAUGAUGAUUCAUGUUGAAUGAUCUUUGCAGCAUUUAUUAUGUCUUAAACAUGUCCCUCUUUAGAAAUAAUUAUAGAAUUUAAAAUCAGAAAAAUUUAGGCGCCUGACGGCGGGUACAAUACACGUUCUGGACAGCAACAUUUGUGGUUAAUGACUACAAAUUUUAUGGAAAGUAAAAUUAACCGGAAAUAGAGUAUUAGAAUAUGGUAAAAACCAACAUGCCUUAAAAUAGCACGGGUUUAAAAUAAUAAUAUAAUAAUUUUAUCACCUCUGUUUAGCACUACCUAUCUUUCUUCUAUCUACAAGCUAUUUUAAGUCACGAUACUAUAUAAAUAAUUUUGACAAGAAUAAAGAUUAAAAUUUUCCAAUAGUUAAUUCGAUUGUCUACAUAAUUUUGUCUUCGUCGCUGAAAUUGCUGUCCGAAAUCGUUAUUUAUUUCAAACGAUUGUAUACUUAAUUUCAUACAUUUUUAAUUACUAUCAAAUUAUCGCGACUUUGAAUUCUAGAAUAAUUUUUUAGAGAGAGCAUCGUGGUUAAAAAUGUUCGCAGAACAAAAAGUGCUCAAAGGCUACUCGACGUGAAUUAUUUUUAUUUAUUGACGAGCAUUUUGUUAUCUAAUGAUAAAUGAGAAUGGAACAGAGAGGCGCGUGGCACUUACGAAUUUUUGUCACGAAUCAGAUCGAUGGAUUUCAUUCUGUCGGAGGAAGGAAACGUUGCUUUUUGUUCUCAUUUAUUCGCUGCACCUAAAAAUUCGGCGACGAUCAAAAUGAUUAGAAUUAUUCGUAACGAGUCGAUCCGUAGCGAAAUUUUUAUAUUACUAUCUCCCGAGCAGAUAGCGAUUGAUUCUUUCUUUUAUAAUGCAGCGAGCGUGUGCCGCGAGCGACUGCACAUAAGCGCGAGAGGAAAUAAAUGUGUGUGGCUGGAGGAAACGAGCGGAUUGGAGGCAAGAAAUCCGUAUAAUUUACAGAAAUCGGAUAUAUGUGCAUAAUGGCCGCCGGCCCAGCACCAAGUCCCGCGAUUCAUUUCGUCCUCUUUCCCUCCUCGUCUAAGUUGUCUCCUUUCUCUUUCGAUGUAUUUUACGUGUAUAUUCCGUAUUUAGGGCGUCGCCUCGAUCCACGUAGUAAUUUAUAUUCAGAACAGUUUCCCCGUUGCUUUUUUCGUAGAGCUCAUACGCCGCCGAACUUUUCAACGGAUCAAUCCAAAGUGUGUACGAGGAGAAUCGCCGUGACAUGAUCACAGUUUUUUCUUCUUCUUAUUUUAACGUUCUUCUCUUUCGCUUCUUUACAGCGAAAGUCUACUCUAUUUCGCAGGAACAAAGCUUUUCGGAAACUACAAGAAUCGCAAAUUUUUUUAAUUGUCAUUCGAGAACGUUCCGAUGGUUGAUCAACCCUAUCGACCAUCCAACGUUCCCCCUUUUUUUUUACGCGGAUAAACAAUUACGAUUAUUUAUUUAUUAGAUACUAGUAAGC